GCCAUGGCAGGUGGACGCAGUUUCCAACACCUGCAGAAGGUGGCUCUAGAUGCUCUCUCAAACAUCACUAUAGAACCCAUAUUGUUUCUACAUUAUACCGCAUGGUAUACACAAUUGGUAAUUAGAGACAACCUGAAGUUAGAGCGGUUCUGUCGUGUGACGCUGAAGUAUCCGGCCGAGGAGUGCGCCCAGAUGAACGACGGACACCACACAGACUUGCAAGUGAAGGCCCAGCAGCUGGACAGUGUCUUCACUUUUUACGAAAAGUUAGCGAGCACAAUCAUCCCGAUCUUGCUGCUAUCCUUCAUCGCCUCCUGGAGCGACAAACGAGGACGUCGUGUCCCCAUACUUCUAUCAUUACUUGGAGAAGUAUUAUAUAGCAUCAUCUACCUCCUGGAGGCUUUCUUCACGUCCUGGUCACCGUACGUUCUCCUGCUGGCAUACUUCAUUGAGAGUAUCGGUGGAGGUUUAAUUAUGUUCGCUAUGGCUUCCUAUAGUUACAUGGCAGACAACACCAGCCGGCAGUCCAGAACUGCUCGUAUGACCAUCAUGAAUAUUUUUUGGCAUCUUGGGUGUUCAAUUGGCACUGUUAUGGGGGCCUGGAUCUUUGACAUUGGAGGAUACGUUCCAGUCUUCAGUACGUCUCUCCUUUUCUACAGUAUCGCACUUGUUGUGGCCUUUUUUAUAGUCAAAGAUAAACAACUUGAAAAGAACGAGACGGAGAAUGACACAGAGAUGGAGACAAGUCCCUGGAACCCAAAGAAUGUCAUCAGUUUAUUUCGAGUUGCCACCAAGACAAGACCUGGCCGGACGCGGCUGCAUCUUCUGCUUCUGUUGGUGUUCAUGCUUUGCUACAUCAGCUCCGUUCCCCACAACAUGUACCUGUGGACCCGCAGAGUGUUCCAGUGGGACCAGGACCAGUACAGUCUCUACUACACCGCCAGCAUGAUCGUUGAAGUUUUAGUCAUGCUGAUAGUUACGCUCAUUUUUCAAAGAUACACUAUUCACGACUGUGUGUUUGGUGCAGGAAUAGCUCUUCUGCUUUUCUUGGAAGACUUGAGUUUUGGACUAGUUGGUGCCGCCAGCCAGUGGUGGGUUGUGUUAGUCUUCCUCGUUGUGCCAUCCAUACUUCCCUCCGUAGCUAUCAGGAGUCAGAUAACUAAGUUGUGUGACGAUACAGAAGUGGGAAGAUACUUCUCAUUGCUGGCCAUCCUCGAGGUGUUGUGGCCCCUGGCGGACGGAGCCAUCUACUCAGCCGUCUACGCCUACACUAUCGCCUUCUAUCCUUCCUGCGAGCACCUCGUAUCGGCCGCCUUCGCCCUUUGUCUUCUGAGCGGUCUCCUGUGCCUCAGGUUAUACGUGGACAGUGCUAAAGGGCGGCCGCCACCACCUGUCUUGCCCGAGGGCCGGCUGGGUACGAAGGGUCUGGCCACAGAAACUCACCCAUCCCGAUCGGUCCAGCUGGAUGGAGUCCAAGCCAAUCAUUCCGACCGUUCCUGUUGGAGUUCCACUCCACCAUCUUGAGCAGCUCUAGCUCACGUGCCCACUUGGGGACUGUCACCUCCAAAGAUCUCAGUAUAUAGGCAAGACAACAACUUCUCUCUCUAGGUCAUUAACAAUGCACAAACAACAGGGCUCCAUCAAGGAGCACAUAAUCUCCUCACACAACCAGACCAUCACCAGAGAAAUCUUAACAAACAACACUGAAGUAAUCGACAGGUACAACGACAACAGAAGACUCGACAUCAGCGAGGCGCUACACAUCAAAAAGUCAAGACCAACAAUCAACAAUCAGUUAACACAUAAUUACAUUCUACCCACUUCAAGAUCUCGAACCAAAACAGAGACAGUAGAAGCAAGAACAUAGGCAUUUAAUAGCCUACUAAAAUCCAUUAUGCCAUUCAUCCACUUGUUCAUCUCAAUCAAGUACUGUACCACCUCACCCCCAGAGCAUAUAAGCCUUUGCAAAGCAUGGAAAAUUUUUCUUUGACAAUGUAAGGAGUGCCUUGCGAAAUGCUUCCCUAGGCGUCAGACCAUAAUAAAUUGUGAA
Molecule: messenger RNA, 2050 nt
Organism: Procambarus clarkii (red swamp crayfish)
Lineage: Eukaryota; Metazoa; Arthropoda; Malacostraca; Decapoda; Cambaridae
Product: lysosomal proton-coupled steroid conjugate and bile acid symporter SLC46A3-like
Biological process (GO): transmembrane transport
Cellular component (GO): membrane
Molecular function (GO): transmembrane transporter activity
Source: RefSeq, a predicted model, not a curated record